AUGGCACCACUCUCAUUCCUUGACCUUCCAAUGGAAAUCAAGCUCAAAAUCCUUCACGAGGUAGUUUAUACACCCAACCCAGAGCAAGAAGACAAGUUCGAUAUGUAUAUCGAGUGGACCCCAAAUGAAGGUUUUAUUGUGUCCGAAGAUGUGAAUCCAUUCUCGCUUUUCCUAGUCAACAAGUCCUUCUCUGUCCUUGCGCAGCAGAUAUUUUGGAGCCAGAAUCGGUUCUCAAUAUUACCCCCGGAACACGUCCUGGUAUUCAGCGGCGGCAGCGAUGAUCACAUACCAUCUUCGCGAUAUGCUGCAAGCUAUUUUGUGUCACAAAUCGGAGUCUUACAACCUCUCCCGUAUCUGCGGUCUCUGGAUCUUCGAAUGUUUGAAAACAGAGAAGAGGAAGAAAUUCGAUCAGAUUGGUUCGCCGUUUUGGAUCAUGCCAUACAUCAAGGCCGCCUUAAUCUGGAUUUCUUAUCAAUUAAUUUAACUUUCUACGAUGAUCCAGAUUGGGAGUCGAUGCCACACGACCCUAAUCAACUGCUCUCUUUUAUCAAAAGCUUCGUCAACGGACAUACUAUGUUAGGAUAUGGUAUAGGAGUAUCAUGGCCGGCCAAGGGCUCCCUAAGAAAAUGGAGAGAUGCCGCCAUCGUGGAAACAAGGUUUUAA
Molecule: messenger RNA, 663 nt
Organism: Clonostachys rhizophaga
Lineage: Eukaryota; Fungi; Ascomycota; Sordariomycetes; Hypocreales; Bionectriaceae
Source: the annotation of a GenBank genome assembly